Messenger RNA from Daucus carota subsp. sativus, 1793 nucleotides. RefSeq names its product serine/threonine-protein kinase BSK5. The transcript has 10 exons. The record is from RefSeq and is a predicted model, not a curated record. Gene Ontology annotation, molecular function: protein kinase activity; ATP binding; protein binding. Gene Ontology annotation, biological process: protein phosphorylation; brassinosteroid mediated signaling pathway. The coding region runs from base 117 to 1595 and encodes 492 amino acids. Lineage: Eukaryota; Viridiplantae; Streptophyta; Magnoliopsida; Apiales; Apiaceae.
CUGUCACUCUUUUUAAGCCUCACUUCUUUCCAUUUCAGUGUUUCCUAUAAAUUUUCCCUGCAGUUCUGUUGAAGAAAAACAAGAAAUAAUCAAAACUCUCUCUUUGAGACCUUGAAAUGGGUGCUGGUUGCUCAAAAGUUUCUCUAUGUUUUUGGCCCUCCAACCUAAAAACCCACAUGAUCACUAAUUCUUCUGAAAUGGAGUCUGCAGAGUUAGCUGCAUUGCCUGCUUUCAGGAUUUACAGUCUAGAUGAACUUAGAGCAGCAACCUCUGGAUUCUCAAAAGAAAACAUUGUAUCAGAACAUGGUGCAAAAGCUCCUAAUGUUGUUUACAAAGGACAGCAGGAAGAUGAUGAUCGUUGGAUCGCGGUUAAGCGUUUUAAUAGAUCUGCAUGGCCAGAUACUCGCCAAUUCCUCGAUGAAGCUAAAUCAGUGGGGAUGCUUAGAAGUGAACGGCUGGCAAAUUUGAUUGGAUGUUGCUGUGAAGGGAAUGAGAGAUUGCUUGUGGCACAGUUUAUGCCUCAUGAAACACUUUCAAAGCAUCUAUUCCAUUGGGAGAAACAACCGUUAAAAUGGGCGUUUAGGUUGAGAGUGGCCUUGUAUCUUGCACAAGCCUUGGAUUAUUGUAGCAGUAAAGGAAGGGCAUUGUAUCAUGACCUCCAUGCUUACAGAGUUCUGUUUGAUCAGGAUGGCAAUCCACGGCUUUCAUGCUUUGGCCUUAUGAAAAAUAGCAGGGACGGAAAGAGCUAUAGUACAAACUUAGCUUUCACCCCACCAGAAUAUUUGAGGACAGGCAGAGUGACGGCAGAGAGUGUGGUUUACAGUUUUGGCACCAUAUUGCUUGAUCUUCUCAGUGGCAAACACAUUCCACCAAGUCAUGCGCUUGACUUGAUACGUGGGAAGAAUUAUGCCAUGCUAACAGACUCGUGCUUAGAAGGUCAUUUCUCAAAUGAUGAUGGAGCUGAGUUGGUACGGAUAGCUACACGAUGUUUACAGUAUGAGGCGCGAGAUAGGCCAAGUGCUAAAUCUCUUGUCACUGCUCUUGCUUCUCUUCAAAAAGAAACAGAGGUUGCGUCUUAUAUUUUGCUCGGUGUUAGUCAGGAAACUGAUUCCUCAAUGCAAUUCACAAAGUUAUCUCCUCUGGGAGAAGCUUGCUCAAGAGUGGAUCUAGCUGCCAUUCAUGACAUAUUGGAGAAGCUUGGGUACAAUGAUCACACAAGGAUUGCAGAAGGGCUUUCAUUUCAAAUGUGGACCAAUCAUAUGCAGGAAACCAUAAACUGCAGAAAGCGUGGGGACAGUGCUUUUCGAGCUAAAGAUUUCAUUACAGCCAUCCAUUAUUAUACACAGUUCAUUGAGGCCGGAGCAUUGGCAUGUCCUAUCGUGUUCCUGAGACGUUGUUUGUGUUACUUGACGAAUGACAAGCCUCAAGAAGCUCUUGGAGACGCAAUGCAAGCGCAAGUAAUAUCUCCAGACUGGUGCUCUACCUUGUAUCUUCAGGCAGCUGCUUUGUACAGCCUGGGGAUGGACAAGGAUGCACGGGAAACACUUGAAGAUGGUUUCUUAUUAGAAGCCAAAACAAAAGAAGCAAAAAUUUAGAUGUAAAACUUUACAUCUCCUCUGUUACAACAAACUCUUAAUUUUUGUAGUUUUUGUCUUAUAUUAUCUAUUGGGCAGACUUCUAAGCAAUGCAGCAAGGUCUGAGAAUAUGUUGAUUUGUAAUUGCUGUAUUUUUGUUUUUUAUGUGCGUUUAACAUUACAUCCAUUUAUCAAGAAAGAAAGUCUCAGAGUUAUGGC